CGAAAGGCAAGGAGAGGAGAAGAGAAUGGAAGGGAAGGCCGGAGACGGAGGAAGGGAGGAGGUGAAACCCUAAUAAAUAAAAGAUAGAUGAAACGGCCCGAAACAGGCCAAGAAGAAGGAGGCAGAGCCAGUUAACAAGCAAGGAGGAAGAGACGAGAGAGAGAAGAGGGCGGCCGCGCGCGGGGAGGGAGAGGCCACCACCCCACCCUAGGGCGCCGUGUUCCUCCCAUCUCCCUCUCUCUCUUCCACCCACCCAUCCAUCCAUCCAUCGCAUUGCUCUCGCUCUCGAUUCGGCCCGAGGAUCCGAGGAAAAGGAAACGAUGGGUUGCUUCUCGUGCUGCGGAGCGGACGAUGUCGGCAAGAGGAAGAAGCGCGACGAUCCUUACGUCCCGAUCCCUGAACCAGCAGGUGGCAACUAUGGACAGAGCCGGCCCGGCCCCCCAGCCCCAGCCCCAGCCCCUGCCCGUUCCACCCCCACCGGCAGAACUCUGCCGAUCGCAGCACCGGCCAUUCCCCUUGACCAAAUUAAGGAGAUAACCAAGAACUUCAGCAGCGAUGCUCUCAUAGGAGAAGGCUCGUACGCCAGAGUGUUCUUUGGCGUGCUGAGAGAUGGCAGGAGAUCUGCGGUGAAGAAGCUCGACUCCAGCAAACAGCCUGAUCAAGAAUUCCUUUUGCAGGUUUCAGCCGUCUCACGACUGAAGCAUGAGAAUGUUAUCCAGCUUAUCGGAUACUGUGCUGAAGGGAGCAUCCGUGUUCUUGCCUAUGAGUAUGCACCAAGGGGCUCGGUGCAUGACAUUCUCCACGGCAAAAAGGGUGUGAAGGGAUCUCAGCCAGGGCCAGCUCUGUCAUGGGUGCAGAGGGUGAAGAUUGCCCUGAGUGCCGCGAAGGGGCUCGAGUUCCUGCACGAGAAGGCAGAGCCCCGUGUUGUCCACCGCGACAUCAAAUCCAGCAACAUUAUGCUCUUUGACAACGAUGUUGCUAAAAUAGGCGACUUUGAUAUCUCUAACCAGUCCCCCGACAUGGCUGCUCGCCUUCACUCUACUCGUGUUCUUGGCACCUUUGGAUACCAUGCUCCUGAGUAUGCAAUGAUCGGGCAGCUUAGCAUGAAGAGCGACGUCUACAGCUUUGGAGUCGUGUUAUUGGAGCUUUUAACCGGUCGGAAACCGGUCGAUCAUACGCUGCCACGUGGCCAGCAGAGCCUUGUGACAUGGGCUACACCAAGGCUAAGUGAAGACAAGGUGAGGCAAUGUGUGGAUCCAAGGCUUGAGGGGGAAUAUCCUCCAAAGGCUGUUGCCAAGAUGGCUGCUGUAGCUGCCCUGUGCGUGCAGUACGAGGCGGAGUUCAGGCCCAACAUGAGCAUCGUCGUCAAGGCUCUCAACCCACUGCUCUCCAGCCGCCCCAACAACCGUCCGACCAACGCCGCCGUCGGCGCUGCCAGCGACCAUUCUGGGUUAUGAGACCCCCUCGCCGCCGCCGCCGACGACGACGACGAACAAAGACGGUGAUCGGCGACGGGUGGGUGGCUCGCUUUCCAUGGGUUCCCAAUGUGUAAAAAAAUUUAGUGGAAUUGAUUUGGUGUUGUGCGUGAAGUGCAUGAGAGGGUAUAACUUUUGCUGCUGCUCGUCUUCGUUGCCUCUGUAAAUUGUCGCAUCCCCUCUCCUGAAUAUGUUUCCUCUCGACCUCUAUAGUAGUUUGAGCAAUGGAUGAAUAUAUGCUUCUUGCUUGUCCA
Molecule: messenger RNA, 1729 nt
Organism: Oryza brachyantha (malo sina)
Lineage: Eukaryota; Viridiplantae; Streptophyta; Magnoliopsida; Poales; Poaceae
Product: pto-interacting protein 1
Exons: 8
Coding region: 321-1457 (378 amino acids)
Biological process (GO): protein phosphorylation
Molecular function (GO): protein kinase activity; ATP binding
Source: RefSeq, a predicted model, not a curated record